Molecule: messenger RNA, 2055 nt
Organism: Drosophila innubila
Lineage: Eukaryota; Metazoa; Arthropoda; Insecta; Diptera; Drosophilidae
Gene: Rho1
Product: ras-like GTP-binding protein Rho1
Exons: 5
Coding region: 200-778 (192 amino acids)
Biological process (GO): small GTPase-mediated signal transduction; cell migration
Molecular function (GO): GTP binding; GTPase activity
Source: RefSeq, a predicted model, not a curated record
CGUUGGUUGUUCAUCUACCAAGAAAAUUCAUCGUCAUUUUGCAUGAGAAAAAAAACGUCGAAUUUUUUAUUAUAAUACAUUUUAUACGAAACGAAUAACGGUCGACGCAUAAGAAUCAACAAAUUUGUGCCAUUUUGUAAGCAUAUUAAGUGUCGAGUUCGUGCUGAGUGUUACAAAAAAUAUAAUUAAUUAACCUCCAAUGACGACGAUUCGCAAGAAAUUGGUAAUUGUCGGCGAUGGUGCCUGCGGUAAAACUUGCCUUCUGAUCGUCUUUAGCAAAGACCAAUUCCCUGAGGUCUAUGUGCCGACUGUCUUCGAGAACUAUGUUGCCGAUAUCGAAGUCGAUGGAAAGCAGGUGGAGUUGGCCUUAUGGGAUACAGCUGGUCAGGAGGAUUACGACAGACUGCGACCGCUGAGUUAUCCUGACACCGAUGUUAUACUUAUGUGUUUCUCAGUGGAUUCACCUGAUUCACUAGAAAAUAUUCCCGAAAAAUGGACGCCAGAGGUCAAACACUUUUGUCCCAAUGUUCCAAUCAUUUUGGUAGGCAAUAAGAAAGAUUUGCGAAAUGAUCCCAACACAAUUCGGGAUCUGGCAAAGAUGAAGCAGGAGCCGGUUAAGCCGCAGGAGGGACGCGCUAUGGCUGAGAAAAUUAAUGCUUUUGCCUAUUUGGAAUGCUCGGCCAAGUCCAAGGAGGGUGUUCGAGAGGUAUUCGAGACAGCAACUAGGGCUGCACUGCAAGUUAAAAAACGGAAGAAGACCAGAUGCCUUUUGUUCUAAAAGAGCAAAUAUCAGAAUUCUUUACAUACACAACAACAACAACAACCACCACACACACACACACACCUUUUACAAGAAUAACAAGAAAUCACUGCAUAAACCAGAUAGCAUGCUGGAAUCCGGUAACUACAAAAACAACAACAGCAACAACAUCUAAAGCUACAACAACAACAAAUGAUGAAAAAUUAUAAACAACAAGAACUUCAAGAACCGGGCAAAUUGUCAAAUGCGGAUUUGAUUUUAUAUACAGUCUAGAGUAGUUAUUAACCGAAGUAAACAACAAUAAUAAAUAUCGCAUUAUUAUUAUUAUUAUUAUUUGUAACUAUUACGGCGUCAAAUCAGUCAACACACAACAACUACAAAUACAUACUCGUAUAUAUAAAAAAAACAUUUAUAUAUAAAAUAUAUAUACAUUUAUAUAUGAAUGUAUGCUUUGUCCUAUAUCAUCGUAUCCGUUGAUUAUUUGAGAUUAAAAGCCAACAAAAAUUGUCUACUACACUACUUGGUCUGCAUCUGUGUGCGUGUGUAUGUGUGUGUGUUUUCUGUGUUGAUGAGUAAUGGAUGCAGUUAUUCAUUUUUUCAAAGUCUUAAGGCAAAUUAUGAUAAACGGACUAAUCAAAUAUUGAAGAUAGAGUUCAUAAACAUACCAAUUACAAUUUUUUGACUCAUAUACAUAUAUACAUACAUAUGUGUAUAUAUUCAAACAGAGACCGCCAAUAAACAAAACAAAAUAAAUAUAUAGAGAAAACAGCAACAAAAAAAGAUUAAAUAUUAUAAAUACUUUGCAAACAAUACACAAAUGAUAAUGUUUAAACGUAAGCCACAAGUGAGAUGCAUUCAAUUUUCACAAGCAAAAGAGCAAGUUCAAGUUUUUAAUAUUUGUAUUUUGCAUUAAACACAAGAUAAAUGAGCGUAUUUUAUGAUUUUUUAAAAUACCAAUAUAUAAAUAUAUAUAUGGAUGUAUACAUAUAUAAAUAAUAUAUACAGUACAUAUAUAUGUGUAUGUCUCUUUUUGUAUUUUGUACCGUCAAAUCGUGUAAUUCUCACACAAAACUCAAAAGAAAAUGCGCCGUUUUCUACAAGUGUUAUAUAUACAUAUGCAUAUACAUAUAUUUAUACAUAUAUAUGUAUGUACAUAUCUAUAUAUACAUAUAUACUAUUUUCUACAGUUACUAUUACACAAUUUAAACAACAACAAAAUAUGAACAAGAAAUUAACGCGUCGAAAGUAAUUGUAAAUUUGUGCAUUCAAAGUUUUGCUUCCUAUACAAUAAAAAA